UCCAUGAAGUCCACCAAGAUAAAUUUUGUUGCACCCAGACAUGUCAAACCUAACUACCAAACUGCUUCAACCAUGGCUUGCUUGCAAAAACACUCCCCUGCACUAAUGGAGAUACUGCUAAGUAGACUACAAAGCAUUGAUACAGCUUCGAAAAUGGAUCAUCAUUUAUAUGAAUAUGGAGCUGUCAAAUAUCAUAUUCAGCAGGCAUCAGGUCUGAACCCAAAGAUAAUUCAACUAUCAAUAUCUGUUGCACCACUUUCUCCGUUUGUAAGGAUUGCAAAAGACCUCUCAACUGAUGUAAUACGAGAAAUAAGAGAACUGUGUGCAGAUUUAGUGGAGAUUGUUGAACCUACAGAAGAAGGAUAUCAACUCACACUGAGAUUUGACUUCUCAAGGUUUCCAGCUAACAAAGAGGAGAGCAUGAAGCUGAUCAAGAGCAUUUCUUCACUGAGAACAACAAUAUUAGCAUCACAACUUAGAGACAUGCUGAGGAAUGAAAAGAACCUAAAAGGAAUAUCCAGGCCGAUCAAAAUUGCCUACCAUCCAAGAGAAUACUUCUUCAUUGUUAGACAGGCUGAGAAGACUACAGUGAUAUUUCCUAUGCACUUCAAGGACGACCUAGAUGUGGUUAUUGCAACAGCUCUUUUCCAGGCAGUCAUGGAUAUGAGAUGCACCACAAAUUGGAAGAAAGCACCCUUUUGCACAUGGUCACCAAUUCCUCCUAGAGAGCUAAGAGGAGAACAUAUCAAAGAUUUGAUCACAAAUGGUGGAUUUGUCUCAUUUGAGAUAUUGCCAUGUCACACGGAGAGAGAAAAAAUAGACAAGACUAUCUGGAGCUUGUUGAAUUUCUGUGCCUAUGUGAAACGUCAUGUAAAGCACUCAAAAGGUUUCAUAGGAAGACAGAUGAAUAGUCGUUUGGAUUGCAUGGUGAAGGUAUUGCAGUGUGCAAAAAAUGUGGGAAAAGAACAUAAACCCAAUCGAGGUUGCAAGCAAAUGAGGAAUUUGAUCAAUAUCUCAAAGUCGAAGAGAAUCAAAAGAAGUUGCACUCUAUUUAAAAGUAAGUUGAAGAAAAGACGAAUGAGAAUCAAAAUUCAUGGAUUUGCUCAGUUGCGACGCCGCUGGAUGAAGAUAAUGAAAUUCACUUCCUCGAGAAAAUUUGAGUAAGACAAUUGUAAGAAAGAGAAAUUUGAGAAGAAACAUGUAUGGCAUAUUCUUUUGCACAAGCAGCAACAUUUCGGCAUAUAAUUUAUGCUAACAUGAACAGCAAAACCAGCUACUGUCUGUGUGCGUUAAAAACUUAAAAUGAAUGUAUCACAGUAGCUGCAAUGUUGUUUGUACUUUGU
This is a messenger RNA of Nymphaea colorata (pocket water lily), 1343 nucleotides long. Its product is annotated as actin-related protein 2/3 complex subunit 2B-like. The transcript is spliced from 10 exons. The coding region runs from base 4 to 1164 and encodes 386 amino acids. The record is from RefSeq and is a predicted model, not a curated record. Gene Ontology annotation, cellular component: Arp2/3 protein complex; actin cytoskeleton. Gene Ontology annotation, biological process: Arp2/3 complex-mediated actin nucleation; actin filament polymerization. Gene Ontology annotation, molecular function: structural constituent of cytoskeleton; actin filament binding. Lineage: Eukaryota; Viridiplantae; Streptophyta; Magnoliopsida; Nymphaeales; Nymphaeaceae.